Fusarium odoratissimum NRRL 54006 is the source of this 1796-nucleotide messenger RNA. RefSeq lists its product as uncharacterized. The coding region runs from base 41 to 1279 and encodes 412 amino acids. Gene Ontology annotation, cellular component: phagophore assembly site. Gene Ontology annotation, biological process: autophagosome assembly. The transcript has 5 exons. The record is from RefSeq and is a predicted model, not a curated record. NCBI's taxonomy places the organism in Eukaryota, Fungi, Ascomycota, Sordariomycetes, Hypocreales, Nectriaceae.
UCUUCAUCUACUCAUCUUCUUGAAUAGCCAGCGCGGCAUCAUGGCCGAGCCAACAUAUACUAUUUUCGUCCGGGUCCCUAUGCCCCGUGGUGACUUCGUCGAUCCGCCACCGGUAAACUGGGACUCCGUCAAAGAUGAAGCAUUAUGGAAGAUCCUCUCCGGAGCUGCUAAGAAGCAGAUAGACUGGGACGAAGUCGCCGAUCGCUUCGAAGUUCCCGUCGAUUUCCUCCUCCAACAAGUCGCAUACCUUACCGAACGACAUGCUUCCCAAGUCCGCGCUCAAGUCCGAAAAGCUACCGCAGCCGUUCGCGGCUCAGUGCAAUCGCCCGUUCCAGGCGGCGACUCCGCCGGACCCGGUCAUCAACGAACACAUUCAGCCUUAUCCAUCCGAAAAGACUCACCCAUGCCGCGCGCCGAGGCAGGAAGUGGUACUGGCACUCCUCUCAACGCAUCAAUACGACCGAUUGUAUCGCGGAAUCCAUCGACGAAUACUACAGUCCUGAGAGAUAUGACCGGAGGCUCAGCUUCCCCUCGACCUGGAACAGGGUUGGCUUCGCGGACCGGCGAGCGACGUCGUCUUUCAUCCUUACCAAUAUCAUCAGUCCCCGACAGAUCACCCGAUCGAGCAGCUCAACCGGAGCCAGCGCCAGAUGAACGAAGCCCGUCACCAGGCCCAGCCGAGGACAGUUCACCAACAUCGUCAGAGGACGAGUCUAGCCCCGCUCAAUCUCGCAUCAUUCGUCGACCUCCUCGUUUUCAGCAGCCUGAUGGAGGACAAUACGAGGAUGACGACGAUGACGAAUCAGAGCCUGCGUUUCAACCUUAUACAUCUCCUUCCAACCAGACUUCGGCACAGGAUCUCGGCUCAACGCUAAGGGGAGACGGGCGCAGCUCUGGCAAAAGGCAUCACAGGCCUCACGGAAAGUCCGCUAUUCAUCAAUCUCACACAUCAGACUCGUCAGCCAGCUCUGCGGCCAUGGUGCAAAAACCGGAUAAGUCAGAUAAAACGACGGAGCAGCGAACGCCCGGACCUCUCUCACCACGCCGAACUGCAGAACUGGCGGGACGUAGCCCGGGCAAUCAAAGUAAGGGUUACUCCCGCGAAGGUAGCGACGGAACGCCUAGUAUGGGUAGUAGUUAUAGUGAUCUUGACGACGCCUCAGUUACACAAUCUGCAUUAGAGGAGGCAUUGGCCAGUCACAUGAACAGGGGCGCAGGAAGCCGCUUCAGCAUCAGCCAGGCUUUUCGUAGUCGUUACAACCCUGGCCCUAAUCAGUGAUUGGCUUGAGGGUUUGUUUUCGAAUUUGUAUUGCUUGAAAAUGCUCUUUUGACAUGGCGUUUGGGCAUGGCAAAUGCAUUAACUAGGGCGUUUGGUGAGGCACCGGUUUUGAACGUUUAGGAUACGGUCGUACAGAUAUCCCACCUCUACUCUUUGCUACGAUAGAAACAUGGUUGAAUAUGGAGUAUGGCUAGUGCUGUAGGACAUUUUUGUGUCUCGCAAAAGCUUCCAGGUUCGUGGUAUAGCAGGUAGUUUCUAUAUGCCCGGGCUGGUGAUGGGAGAGUUGCUGCUAUCAAAUGAGGCAUGCGGAGUGUCGAAUAAACACAAAGAAGACGCGAGAACGGAGAAACUCCUAUUUUGAUCUCUUGUUUGCUCAAACACUUUGUAAUUGUUUCAUGCAGGAUAUCACAGUAUUAGAGCAGCAUCUCCGCCGGCUGCGUGCAGCUGCUAUAACCCCCUCUCACACUUCUCUGAGUAUUUAAUCGCAAGCACUUACUAAAUGCAACUUCCCUCCUCC